Messenger RNA from Fopius arisanus, 2477 nucleotides. Its product is annotated as kelch-like protein 5. The transcript is spliced from 10 exons. Bases 221 to 2032 code for a protein of 603 amino acids. NCBI's taxonomy places the organism in Eukaryota, Metazoa, Arthropoda, Insecta, Hymenoptera, Braconidae. Gene Ontology annotation, molecular function: protein binding. The record is from RefSeq and is a predicted model, not a curated record.
CAGUGCGCAUGGAAGGGAUGAACAGUUUACGCCUGUUCCUGGGAGUUUAUGUUUCAAUGCGACAAGUGGCGUUCGAUCUGUCAAAUUGAAACUUGACUGUUUUUCAUUUUAAAAAUUCCAUCACUUUCCCUAACAAUGGGAUUCUCCUCGUCGUAAAUCUCCAUUGAUCCACGAUUAAACUCCCUCCCAUCUCCAAUUUAUCCGAUUGAUAGAAGAAAUAAUGAAACAUAUAGAAUUGAACAAAGGAGAGCACGAGUUGCAUUUACCGAAGAAAGAUGCAACUACCAGUGAACAAAGUAUCUCCAGUCUCAUGUCCACUGCAUCCUCGUCUCAGGAUGAGAAUUUUCGUGUUGUUAAACAUGCGGAGAACAGUUUGCGAUGCAUGGAGGAAUAUUUGCACCAGCAAUUGUUGACCGACGUUGUUCUCAUUGCAGGAGAUAAACGAUUUCCAGCGCAUCGUUUAGUCCUUAGUGCAGGCUCUGAGUAUUUUUCCGCAAUGUUUACGAGUUCUUUGAGGGAAUCCGGUCAAAAUGAAGUGGAAUUGAGGGAAGUUGAUCCAGGAGCAUUGUGGGCACUUAUUCAAUAUUGCUAUACAGGCUGCAUUGAACUUCGAGAAGACUGUGUGGAGACUCUUCUAGCAACUGCUAGUCUUCUUCAAAUUGACGCAGUGGUGAAAGCCUGCUGUCAAUUUCUUAUAAAACAAUUGCACCCGAGCAAUUGCCUCGGGAUACGCAUGUUCGCUGACACCCAGGGCUGCUCCCAUUUAUUAAACGUCGCCCACACAUUUACAACUGAACACUUCAUGGAAGUAAUGAAGAAUCAGGAGUUCAUGUUGCUUUCAGCGGAUGAUGUUGCCAAAUUAAUUGAAUCCGAUGACUUGAACAUUCCUUCGGAGGAGAUUGUCUUUCGUGCAUUAAUAAGUUGGCUGGAGCACGAUCUCGAGGCUCGUCGUAAAGACGCCAGCAAACUCUUGGGAUUGGUGAGACUGCCUCUGUUAUCACCAGUGUUCAUAGCUGAUAACAUCGAUGGCAACGAGAUAUUCAAGGACGAUAAACGAGCGCAGGAAUUAGUGAUGGAGGCACUGAAGUAUCAUCUGCUGCCUGAGAGACGUCCUCUGCUCCAGACCUGCAGGACCAGGCCUCGAAAAGCAACCGUGGGACAACUACUGGCCGUGGGAGGAAUGGACGACAACAAAGGUGCCACUUCCAUUGACGCUUUCUCUCUGUGCGAUAAUGCCUGGAAGUACUUGGCUAGUAUGAAUGGUCGUCGUUUGCAAUUCGGUGCGGCUGUCGUUGGAUCGAGAUUGAUUAUUGCUGGGGGCAGGGAUGGACUCAAGACCAUGAACAGUGUCGAGAGACUGGAUUUUUCUACUUUAAAGUGGAGUAGCUUGCCAUCUAUGAAUACUCAUCGUCAUGGCUUGGGUGUUGCAGUUCUCGGUGGACCGUUGUAUGCAGUUGGUGGUCACGAUGGCUGGAGUUUCUUGCAGACUGUUGAGAGAUGGGAUCCAAAUACACAGGAGUGGAGCUACAUUGCUCCCAUGCCCGGUCCGAGAUCUACUGUAGGCGUAGCAGUUCUCAACGACAAAUUAUAUGCUGUUGGCGGAAGGGACACGAACUCGUGCCUGAACACAGUGGAUUGUUACGAUCCACAUACCAACAAGUGGAGUAGCUGCGCAUCAAUGUCUCAGAGACGCGGUGGAGUCGGUGUGGGUGUUGCCAAUGGAUGUCUUUAUGCACUCGGGGGUUACGAUGCAGCCUCUAGGGGCUCAAAUGCUUGCAGAUAUGACAGUGUUGAGCGAUAUGAUCCAAAGACAGAUACGUGGACUGUGGUGGCACCAAUGAGUGUGGCUAGAGAUGCAGUCGGUGUUUGUCUCCUGGGGGACCAAUUGUUAGCUGUUGGUGGUUACGAUGGGCAGCAAUAUCUCACUCUCGUUGAAGCCUAUGAUCCCAUUAUCAACGAGUGGCACCAAGUCGCACCUCUGAGGGCAGGAAGGGCUGGUCCAUGUGUCACGUUGAAAGACCCUAUUGGCUGAAAAGUAAAGGACCUGACUCCAGUGACUCGUUCAUAUUGUCAUAAUCAAAAGUUCCAGUGAAAGUAAAAAUUAGGUGGUAUUUUUAAGGAAUGCGUGGGGUAAUCUCAAUUGAUCUCUCCAUUCGUAUCGAUUGAAGACUGAAAGUUAUUGAAGGCUCAGUAUUUUAUCGAAAAUUCUGCAAACUAAUUUAUUCGCUCAAAUUUUGUCAUGUCAUCGUAAUCAAGAAUUUUCGUAAUAUUUUUGCAAGUCUGAAUGCAUUCGUUUAAUUGUCAUUGCAUUUCUGGAAUGUCAUACUUGUUGGUUUUACAUAAUGUUUUUAUAAUAUCUUUAAUGUAAGGCGUUCUGUAUUCAACAAUGUGCUUUAAUAUUAAGGACAUCGUGUAUAAAUGUAUGUUCCACAUUGUAAUUUCUUAGAUAAAUAAAAAAUUAUAUAUUUGGAUGGAAA